AAAUGUUCAUCUAAUAGAAAAUGGUGUUUGAACUGCUUUGAAUUGUUGUAACAUUUAAAAAUUCUAAAAAAAAAAAUUGUAUUCUGCUCGUCUAUUGAGGUUUUUAUUUCUUCCCUUUUUUGCCCUUUUUAAAACUCAGUGCUGGUAAAAGGUUAUCCUUUUAAGUAUCUGAUAAAAGUACGGUAAUGUUUGCAGAGGUUGAAAGAGCACGGCAUUGUUUUCUGAGUCUGCCUUUGCUAUUAAGCAAAUAUUGACAGGUAGAAAACAGCUCUGUACAGAUGACCCCCCCCCAACCAACACCAACGUACACCUGCUCAGACGUUUGCACUAAGCAAAUGCAAUCAGGACCACAUCAAGAAGAGCUAAACAUCAGUGGAAGCUUUAUAUCAUGGAUGUUGCCUGCAAUGUGACAGUGCUAGAGGCCCAGGAACAGAUCAACUCCACAAUCUACCACCUCAUUAAGAUGGUCAGCAUGUGCGUGAGCUACAGCCUGAACACAAUGCUCAGUGUUCCUCUGCUCCUUGUCAUCCCGCGCUCCCCGUCACUCCUCAGGCACACUCGGUUCUUGCUCCUCAUACACCUUCUCCUCUGCAAUAAUCUCCAGCAACUCAUCUGGACAAUCAAAGAAGUUCUUUUAGGAUGUGGGGAAGGUUUUUCUGUGACCCAGUGUCUGAUCUUCAGCGCUACUAACCAGGCCUUGUCAUUGGUGGAGCUCUUCCUUAGCACCGCUCUGGCUGUGGAUCGUGUCGUAGCCAUCAAGUGGCCCCUACACUACGAGUUCUUUACAUGUACAAGAAGGAAGGGAGCAACUGUUGCAUCCAUAUGGAUGUUAUCAGUCUUGCUCAGCAGCGUGGGUCUGUGCAUCAGCCUCACCACCAUCCAGGUCAGGUUUACCCUUCCCCGCUGCAGAUUUUUUGUCUUGACACCCUGCCUAUCGAUGACAUCGGCUCUAGGGCUUUACUGCACUGUGGGCACUGCUCUGGUGCUGCCUCUCUGCUACCUGACCAUCCUGGCAUGUUUCUGUUUGCUCUGCUGGGACAUGCGUGCAGGUCUGUUCUCCACCACCAGAGCUUAUGUCACCCUGACCCUCCAGGCUGUUCAGACCAUCCUUUUUUCAAUCCCCGUAAUCAUGGGCAGCUACCUGAUCCCCGGAUACCUGCAUAAUGAUACUAUCGACAUAGCAACCACCAUCAUCUACAACCUGGGAGUGUCACUCGUCCCUCUGGUCUAUGGUUACCGCUCUCGGGAACUACAACAGAGGAUACGGCAAGCUGCACAUCUGAAACUUAGCAGCCAAAAUCAGUGAUAACUCAUUUGAGGAGUUUUAAAAGUUUAAAAAACUUUAAAUGUAUUUGUUUGAAAAAACACUGAUUAAUAGCUCAGCCAGUAUGCUCUCAUGCUUAAGAGUAGAAGGAAGACCAUAUCAUCUGUGUAUAAUAGCAUCAGGAAAAAAAAUUAAUUCAAGCUUUUAUGAUGCAACUUAAAAGAAUCGGAGAUAAAUCCAAAGUCAAGUCACUCAAAUGAGCAAUACUCAUUUAAAAAAUGAAAGUAAAAAUAAACAGGACACGAGGACAAACUGCUUCAAUGGGUUUAAUUUUAACUGAAAUACUGUUGUGCUGUUUAUAUAAUUUAAUUCACAAGACAUUAUGUAAAACAUUCAGGAAUAUAGAGGAUAAAAUACACACUAAAGCAUGACAGAAAAUAUAUUAACAAUCACUUUAAGAGAAUGGACCAAAAACUGUAUAUAAAAAAACAAGGAAGCAGCUUCUGCACAUGGAAAGGGAAGCCAAUGCAAACUGACUUCAGCCUGCAUUUCCUUCACAGGCCACUGGGGGCAGCUCUUGUAGUUCCAAAUGUCUUUAAACAAACUGUUGUAGUACUUAUUUGACCUAUAAGCUCAGUAAACAGCUUCCUUAUUAAAUAAGGGUCUCAGACACAUGUUUCACAUCAGCAUGGUAACUAUUUGACCACUUAAAGGUGGUCAAA
Molecule: messenger RNA, 1986 nt
Organism: Oreochromis niloticus (Nile tilapia)
Lineage: Eukaryota; Metazoa; Chordata; Actinopteri; Cichliformes; Cichlidae
Product: olfactory receptor 2T3
Exons: 4
Coding region: 389-1306 (305 amino acids)
Biological process (GO): detection of chemical stimulus involved in sensory perception of smell; G protein-coupled receptor signaling pathway
Cellular component (GO): membrane
Molecular function (GO): odorant binding; olfactory receptor activity; G protein-coupled receptor activity
Source: RefSeq, a predicted model, not a curated record